AUGACGAAAUCUCUACAGACGCCGAAAAAUUUCCAAAAUUCUUUGAGGCUUUAUCGAGAGGCAUUGCAAAAAUCAAACUACAUGCCAUCGAUGUCCACUCCAGUUGAGACUCAUAACAUUCCGGUAUUGAUAAGUCAAUACGUUGCUGCUGUGGGUAACAAUGAUGAUGGUGAUGUAGCACACAAUUACGUUUCCGAAAUUGUUGAUCUCUUCAUCAGGAAUCAACUAACAUUACUUCAAUUUGUUCAGCACUUGGGACCUACUUUGACUUCAGAUAACGAAAUCAUGAGGAGUCGUGGUAUGCAAUUCUUGAGCUCAGUGUUGGGUAAUUUGCCACUGUCCCAACUCUCACGACAAGAUGUGGGAGUAAUGAUUGAUUUUUUGAUGAGUAAAUUUGAUGAUAAAUUGAGUUUGAUCCAUGCAUUGCAAGGGAUCAACACAUUGAUUAUGUGUAAGGCAUACACUGCUAGUUUGAACAGUGAAAAGAUUUUGAACAAGCUUCUUACUGGAUACGAUCCCAGAAAGAAUUUGGCUAAAGUUCGCUACGAAGGGUUUCAAAUAAUGAAUAGUUUGUUUGAGAAUAACAAGAGCUUCGUAUUGACUUCGGUGCCCAACUUAUACAUCAAGGCAUUUAUACACAUUGCAUCAGGAGAAAAAGAUCCACGAAACUUGUUACAGUCGUUCCAAUUGAACAAGACAAUCAAUGCUGAAUUUGAAUUUUCUGAUUCAAAUUUACACCAGGAAUUUGUGACUGAUUUAUUUGAUGUUUGUUUUUGUUAUUUCCCCAUUUCGUUUACUCCACCUGCUAAUGACCAAUACAAGAUAUCUCCUGAGCAGUUGAAGACGGAUCUAAGACAAGUUAUUGCAUCACAAUCAAGAUUUGCGUCAGAGUCGAUCCCCAGCUUAGUGGAGAAACUAGCAUCCACCAAUCCAGUUAUACGUAAUGACACAUUGAAAACAAUUGCCAUGUGUGUGGAGAAUUACACUGUUGAUGUGAUUGAUUCGCAUUGGCUUUCGUUGUGGAAUGCAUUAAAGUUUGAAAUUUUGCAUAAUGAGUGUGAAGUGUUCAAACCCACCAUGGAAAGCAUUGUUCCAAAAGAUUAUACGUCAAUUGAUGAUAACGAUGAAGUAAAAGUGUUGUUUUUAACUUUGGUGAUAUUGGAAAAGUUGAUAAAGAAGGUUCUGUUACCGCUGCUGCGGGAAUCGAUGUUGCAAACUGUAGUUGAUGAAUUGGGACCUAAUUUGCAAAAAGACAAGAGUAAACCAUCAGUGAUUAUUUUGGCACUGUUGGCAAGCACUUCUGUGGAGAAUUACAACUUUGUUGUUGAUUAUUUGUUUGGAUCAAGUGUUUGGGGGAAAUACUUUAACGUUGAGGGUGAAGCAGAGGACAAUAACCAAGAUGAUUUUGAUACCGAUAUGGAUAUGGAUAUGAAUAAAAACAAUGAUUUCACGCUAAACAUAUCCAAACAGCGUGAUUUAGUUGAUAAUUUAGGAUUUAUCUUGAUUGCCCAUCCAAUGGCAGUUGAAACCCAUUUGCACAACUAUAAAGACCAUUUACUCAUUUUUCUAUGUCAAUUAUUAUCAAACUCAUCCAGUUUGGAAAAGACCUUGAGGUGUAAAGUUGUACAACAAUUGUGCAAGUUGAUGACAAUACCGAGUUUUUUGACAUUGACCAAUGUACAAUUGAUUUUACAGAUUUUCAAAGGGAUAAUUGAAGAUUGUAUUGUCACGGAGUUGAAGGAUGUUGUUGUUGUUGAUGAAAUUGUGGCUCGGUUGUCGUUUAUCAUGGAGGGGCAACCAUUGGUUACUGCCUCUAUAAUUGAUGAAGUUAUAAAUCCAAUCUUGAAUAAAGACGCUGUAUCUGAUGUCCAAUUCAAAUUUGCACUUGAUAUCAUUCAACAAUUAACUAUCAAUCAUCAAAUUUUGGAAGUUGUGUCCAUUAGAAUCAUGAAUAAGCAAAACUUUACAUUGGAUUCAUUACAGAUUGUUGUCGAAUUCUUUGUCACCUUGUUCAAUAAAGUGGAAACUAUCCAACCAUUUUUGACAAAUUCAUGGUAUAAGAAAUUCAUCCCCAAUUUUAUGCAGUUGUUGUACAAUUUGGUUCCUACUGAUGCAAAUGAUGAAGCAAGUUUGGCAUUAUUGGAAGUAAGUGGUGAUUUACUUCGUAUUAUUGUUCGAUUCAUUGAUGUUACCAAACAUCAAGCAAUCUUGAAUGAAAUGGAGCUGAUUUUUUGUACUGAUGGGGAUUCGAAACUGGUGUUUCAGUAUCAAGGAAACUUGUUAAAUCAGCCAAGUGGCUACAUGAGCAUUUAUAACAAGAUUGUUUCAGCUAUUGAUAAAUCAUGUAAAUUGACAAGUGUUGCAACGUCAUUGGAUGCAGUAACGACGAUCUUGUCGAAUUUACAUGGCAAGUACUUGCGAGUGCAGUAUCUACAACACCUAUGUCUUUUAGUGAACAAAUUUGGGCCAGUGGAGGAAUUCUCACCAGAAUUGAGUUUUUCCGAUAUGAAUCAAUUUGAAAUAUAUGUAUGGACAUUGAAAGCUCAUUUGAUGAAGAUUGAUCAGAGUGGAAUGGUAUCGUUGACUGAGUUGAUGCAAACUUUCCAAUCAUCAACUACUGCACCACAACAUAAACAAUUGAUAAUACUGGCGUUGCCAUUACUUGUUAUUGAUGUAAAAUUGUUUAUCAAUACACCAGCGGCAUUAGCAUCAAGGAAAGUCAUAUCCAAGGUGAAUAAUCUCAAUGUGAAGCUAUUGUACAAACAACAGGUGUUUGAGCAAUUGUUGCCAUAUUUGAUGGACGAAAACGACUCGAAAACCGAUGCCAUGGUGAAUAUACAAGCAUUGGCAAUGAUUUUGCCGCAUAUUUCCCACAAGAUCUUGGUGCCGCAUUUAUCAACAUUCACACCAUUUGUAAUCACUGCAUUGACCAUGACCACCACUACCACAACCACAACCACAACCACAACCACAACCACAACCACAACCACAACCAAAAAUUGCCAUGCGUCGAGGGAAAAUAUACAAUUAAUCUAUCGUGCAGGAUUGAACAUUUUGGAAAUCAUUUUACGAGAAGAUGCCACCAUGAUGCAACUGCACUUGUCAAAAAUCGUGCCUCAAUUGAUGCAAUUGGCGACAAAUUCCACCACCAAUGGUUCCUGUCCCCAAAUCAGGGAAUUGGCCUUGCAAAACUUGAUUCUUGUGUUUGAGAAAUUUAGUGUUGAUGUUGUUGAACGAUACAAGAGUUUAGUGUUGAAACAAUUGGAAGUUUGUUUGGAUGACAAGAAACGUAAUGUGAGGAAAUUGGCGAUUGAUUUACGACAAAUCUUGUACGAGAUGAGAUAA
Messenger RNA from Lodderomyces parapsilosis, 3345 nucleotides. RefSeq names its product Met18p (gene MET18). NCBI's taxonomy places the organism in Eukaryota, Fungi, Ascomycota, Pichiomycetes, Serinales, Debaryomycetaceae. Gene Ontology annotation, cellular component: cytosolic [4Fe-4S] assembly targeting complex. Bases 1 to 3345 code for a protein of 1114 amino acids. Gene Ontology annotation, biological process: iron-sulfur cluster assembly. The transcript has a single exon. The record is from RefSeq and is a predicted model, not a curated record.